AUGGAAAUUAAUCUUUUAAAACCAAAUGAUAAACAAGUGGAAGAGGAGAUUUUAGAAUUUUUAUUGGAUCAUUUUCUGAUUGAUGAACCUCUUUUUGAGGGAUUAAAAAUUAGUAGAGAGGAAGUUAUUCCCUUCUAUAAAGGCUUGGAAUUACUUUUAGAAAUUUUAAAAAAGGAAAAUUCUUUUUUAGAAAUUAUUAAAAUAUGUUCAAAAGAACCACCAAUUUCAAUGCUUGUAAGGUCCAAAAAUGAGGAAAAUAAAUUAGUUGCUGUUAUGUUGGGGCAAUUAAUAAAUAGAAAUGGGCCUCAAAAUGAUUUUUAUAAAAUAAAAGGAGAAAAAACAAAAUAUUCUCCGAAUGUUGAUAUUUAUUGUAAAUUAGUACAUUUAUGUGAAUCUUGUGUAUGGGAUUUACUACCUAAAAAUAUGGUUAAAUUGUGUAGCGUUGCUUUUCUGUCAGUUCACAAAGAUUACAGAAAAUUAGGUAUUGGGUACCAAACAACAAAAGAAUUAGUUAAUUAUUUACGUCAAAUGGGGGAUGUUCAAGGAUUUGUUUCUGAAUUAUCUGCCAUUUCCAAAGAAAUUGGUUUUGAAUUAUUACUUCAAAUACCUUAUGAAGGAUGGAAAGAUGAAAAAGGAAAUCAAAUUAUUAAAGCUAAAGAUGGGGCUAAAAGUUUAGAUUUACAAUGUUUAUUUCUUUAA
Molecule: messenger RNA, 699 nt
Organism: Meloidogyne enterolobii
Lineage: Eukaryota; Metazoa; Nematoda; Chromadorea; Rhabditida; Meloidogynidae
Source: the annotation of a GenBank genome assembly